Saccostrea cuccullata (small rock oyster) is the source of this 4314-nucleotide messenger RNA. RefSeq lists its product as uncharacterized. Gene Ontology annotation, molecular function: zinc ion binding; nucleic acid binding. The transcript has 4 exons. The record is from RefSeq and is a predicted model, not a curated record. The coding region runs from base 1 to 4314 and encodes 1437 amino acids. Gene Ontology annotation, biological process: DNA integration. NCBI's taxonomy places the organism in Eukaryota, Metazoa, Mollusca, Bivalvia, Ostreida, Ostreidae.
AUGAGAGCUCUUAAAGAGAAAGAGUUAGAGAAGAGUAAAACUGGUCCCUCCCCCCAGAGCAUUCACACCCCUAGUGUAAAUUUACCCAAAUUUGAAGAAGGUCAAGACCCUGACGUUUUUCUAAAAUCUUUUGAGAAAAUAGCGGGGUUACAAAAGUGGGAUCAAUCUCAAUGGGCGGUUCGUUUAGUCCCAAUGCUAUCGGGUAAGGCUCUUGAAGCUUAUUCUAGAUUGUCAGAUGAGGAUAGCGAUAAUUACGAUGCUAUAAAAACUGCUAUUCUUAAAAGGUAUGAACUUACCUCAGGGGCCUAUAGGGAUAAGUUUAGGCAGUGUCGACAGUCUAGUGAUGAAUCGUUCAAAGAUUUUGUAGUUAGGACAGAGAGGUUCUUUAAUCAUUGGUGUGAAAGGGAAGAAAUUGGUUCAAACUUUCAUAAGUUGUUUGAUUUGAUGUUGAGAGAACAGGUGAUAAGAAGUUGUUCAAAAGAGUUGCAACUGUGGGUACUUGAACACAGUCCAAAGUCUAUAAAAGAAGUUAUAACUUUGUCAGAGUCAUUUCAGGUUGCACAUAAAGGCAGUUAUUCAGGCAGUGGUCGUGGUAACGCAGGGGAAAAACCGGGUUCAAAACCAAAUAAGUUUGGUUCGGUUCAGUCCCAUAAAGGUAAGUUUAUCUCGCCUUUAGAUCAGAGGAAAUGUUUUAAGUGUGACAAGGUCGGGCAUAUUGCUCCGAAUUGUCCAUUGCGUAAAGUUCAGUCAAAAUCUCCUCUGAAUCAGAAACCAGGUAACCACAAGUCUAAUGAACAGUUUGGUUUGUGUCUUGAUGAGACAAUGACAGUAUCUGAGGAUUCUGAUAGUGUUCAUGAGAAUAAAGUGGUGGUUAAGUUGUCUGGUGUAUCGAUUACUGAUGAUUCUGCUUUAGAAUUAAGUUGUGAAACAGGUUUAGAUUUGGUGAGUGGAGAAGUCGGUGGACAUGUUGUCUCAGUUUUAAGGGAUACUGGUUGUUCAACGGUGUUUGUCAACAGUAAAUUAGUUUCAGAUGAGGAUAAGACUGGGAAAUCAAGGGUAAUUACUCUAGCUGACGGUACAAGGAGAUCUUGCAAUGAGGCAAUAGUAAGUGUGAAUACGCCAUACAUUUCAGGUAAGGUACACGCUUUAUGUCUAGAUUCUCCUUUUGCUGAUGUUAUUAUUGGCAACAAUGUGAGCAUUGUAGUACCUAAGGAGGCAGACCCUUUACCCAGGAUGGAGAAGGUGGACACAGUCGAAGAUGACGCAUGCGGAGCGGUCCAAACUAGAUCAGAGCUAAGGAAACAAGAGAGGGCAGAAAAACCAAAACUGGAUGACUUAAAAGCAUCGAACACCGAGAAUGAAGGUAUGUGGUGUAACAGGGAGGAAUUGAUUGAGCAUCAGAAAACUGAUGAGAGCUUGAAGUCAAUUCUAGAUAUGGCACAAAAUGGUCCAUAUGAGGGUAAGUCAUAUUUCAUCUUGAAAAAUGAUUUAUUGUAUGGAGUUUUUGAGAAGAAUUCUGACGAAAAAGUCUUCCAGAUUGUAGCUCCAAAGAAACUGCGCACUGGUAUUAUGUCAUUAGCUCAUGACACACCAUUGGCUGGGCAUCUUGGAAACAAGAAAACCAGAGAACGAAUCCUGCAAAACUUCUUUUGGCCGGGUAUGUAUGUGGACAUAUCACAUUAUUGUAAGUCAUGCUCUAUUUGUCAGAAGGGGAUGCAGAAAGGGAGAACGCCGAGAGCAAAACUGGUGCCAAUUCCAAAGAUAGACGUUCCAUUUUCCAGAGUCGCCAUUGACUUUGUGGGUCCAUUACCAAUGACAAAAAAGAAAAACAGAUAUAUUUUGGUAUGUAUGGACUAUGCUACUAGAUUUCCGGAAGCAUUUCCGAUGAAAUGUCAAGACGCAGAAAGUGUGGCAAAUGCGCUUAUGGAAAUGUUCUCAAGGGUAGGCUUUCCUAAAGAAAUUUUAUCAGACCAGGGAACAAAUUUCAUGUCAUCACUCAUAUCAAACCUGUGCAAAAUGCUAAAAGUGCGUAAACUGUCAACUACCCCUUAUCAUCCUCAAGCUAACGGGCUAGUAGAACGAUUUAAUGGGACUCUUAAGCAAAUGUUGAAAGCAUAUGCAGUUGUAGAGCCAUUAAAAUGGGAUGUUCAUUUACCAUAUGUACUCUUUGCCUACAGAGAUGUCCCGAAUGAAACGACAGGUUUUACUCCCUUCGAACUUCUUUAUGCCAGACAUGUCAGGGGUCCACUAGACAUCUUAAAGGAGCAAUGGGAAGAACCAACCGAGGAACAAGCAUCAGUCCUAAGUUAUCUCAUGGAAACACGUGAACGAAUGGAGAUGGUACGUAAGUUGGUAACAGAAGUGGAAUCCCAUGCAAAGAAGAAACAGAAGAGAUAUUAUGACAAAAACGCCAGAGGCAGGAAUUUUGAAGUAGGUCAGAAAGUUUUAGUGUUAUUGCCAACAAUUACUUCGAAAUUAUUGGCGCAGUGGAAGGGUCCAUAUGAGGUGACAGAAAAGGGAAGUCCCGUUGAUUUCAAGGUCAGGCUGUCCAAAAACAAAGAAACUGUUUAUCACGUCAAUAUGCUGAAGGAAUGGUUUGAGAGAGAGUCAGAGGAAAACAGUAAGUCUGAAAUAAUGGCAUGCCUGAAUGUUAUUUCCAGUUUAUCUAGCAAUGAUGUUCAGAUAGAAGACGGUGUGGUGUCGGAUAAAGUCCCGGCCCUUCGACAGACAGAAUCGUCAGCCAACGUUCAGUAUUCAAACAACCUCACCACAGAGCAAAGGGAUCAGAUUCAGAGGUUAGUGGAAGAAUUUGGUGAUAUUUUUACAGAUGUUCCCAAGAAAACGCCUUUGACGAAACACUCAGUGAAAACGUCUACAGAUGUGCCCAUCCAUAUGAAACCAUACCCGAUUCCAUAUGCCUUACAAGAUCAAGUGAAGCGGGAGUUACAGCAAAUGAUGGAUCUUGGUAUCAUUGAGGAAACAGACAGUCCUUAUUCAGCACCAGUCGUCCUCAUUAAGAAGAGUGACAAAUCAUUGAGAUUCUGCGUCGACUUCCGGGAGUUGAAUAAGGUAACUGUAUUUGACCCAAGGCCAAUGCCUCGAAUAGAUGACAUUUUGAUUAAGACCAAUAAAGCAAAAUUCAUAAGCAAAUUGGACUUGACAAAAGGUUAUUGGCAAGUGCCAUUAGACGAGGAUGCAAAACGGAAAAGUGCAUUUGUAACUCCAUUUGGACAUUUCAGUUUUACAGUCAUGCCGUUCGGGAUGGUGAAUGCACCGGCCACUUUCGUUAGACUGGUAAGUAAAGUUCUUACAGGGCUGGAAGAUUUCACAGAGGCUUUCAUUGAUGAUAUUGGUAUCUAUAGCAACAGCUGGACAGAACACCUUGAGCAUCUGAGAACAGUGUUUUCAGCGUUGAGGAAAGCGAACUUAGCAGCUCGACCUACAAAAUGUGAGUUUGGUUUCAAUGAACUUUGUUUUCUUGGUCAUACUGUAGGAAGUGGAAAAAUCAAGCCAAUGAUGUCAAAAGUAGAAUCCAUUCAGAACUUUCCCAUUCCGACAACCAAGAAAAAGGUAAAGUCAUUUUUAGGUAUGAUUGGGUUUUACCGGAAGUUCAUUCCUAAUUUUGCCACUUUAGCACUUCCGCUUACAGACUUGACGAGCAAGAAAACACCUAGCAAAAUCAAAUGGACAAGCGAACUUGAUCACUCUUUCCAAGAACUAAAAGGUAAGUUACUUUCAGAACCAGUUCUUCGAAGUCCAGAUUUCAGUAGAUCAUUCAUUUUGCGCACAGAUGCAAGUGCAUACGGAGCAGGCGCGGUGCUAGAGCAAGAGUUUGAAGACGGUAAGCAUCCAAUUUGUUUUCUUAGCAAAAAGUUCAGUCCUGCGGAGAGAAAUUAUGCUGUAGUAGAAAAAGAGUGCUUUGCUGUUGUGUGGGCGGUCCAGAGUCUCAUAGUCUAUUUAGAAGGUUGCAAAACAUCUGAUUAUGAGCAUCCAUACGAGUUGGACAUCGACUUUGAAUUCUAUCGGUCUGCACAUGACUUAUACUUGAAAUUGCCAUUUACUUAUGUUGAUGAGUAUGAUGAUGGAAAUAUAACUGCUUCUUACGUGGCUGCGGCGUAUGGAAAUCACAAAACACUGCUAGCACUUUUGAAAUACGGAGCUGAUGAAGAAUUCAGAGACAAUGAGGAUGAUGACAUGGAGGAGGAGGAGGAGGAGGAGGAAGGCAGUGAGGAAGAGGAGGACAUGGAAGAUGAUGAUGAUGAUGAUGAUGGUGAUGAUGAUGAGAUACAGAUAGAUGCCAGUGUGAUAAAAUGA